GCCGCACCGCAUGAAGUCGAACACACCUACAGUCUCGGUGCGGCGUCCGCUGAAUGAAGUCAGGUUGUCUGGAGACCGCAAUGGCUAUGGGUCUUACGUCGAAAAAAUCCUCUUCUAGAAACAUCGCCGUCGAGCGCAAAAAUCUCAUCACCGUUUGCAGGUUUUCAGUGAAAACUUUGUUGGAGAAGUACACUGCCGAGCCCAUUGAUGACUCCUCGGAGGAGUUUAUUAACUUUGCUGCAAUUUUGGAGCACAUCCUCAGCCACCGUUUCAAAGGUCCAGGUGGUUGGUUCAGUUCAGAUGGCCAGAGGAGCUUUUGGGACUAUAUUCGUCUGGCCUGCAUUAAAGUUCACAACAAUUGCAUCAGUAGCAUUGAGAACAUAGAGAACAUAAGCACAUCACGAGCGAAGGGACGAGCCUGGAUUCGUGUGGCUUUGAUGGAAAAGCGUUUGUCUGAAUAUGUCGCCACAGCUUUAAGAGACACUCGAACCACUAGGAGAUUUUAUGAUGAUGGUGCUGUAAUGCUAAGAGAGGAGGCGACUGUUCUGACUGGGAUGCUUAUUGGUCUUAGUGCUAUUGACUUCAGUUUUUGUCUAAAAGGAGAGAUUUUAGAUGGAAAAACACCUGCAGUGAUCGACUACACACCUUACCUAAAGUUCACCCAGAAUUAUGACUACAUGAGCGAUGAAGAGGACCGCCGCAGUGUGGACAGCAGUGCCAGUGAUGAGAGCGUGGCCGAGCAUCCUUACAUUCCCCUGGUAACAGAUGAAGAGACCUGGAGUAACAAAUGCAGAAAGAUGGAGCAGAGAUUCAAGAUCGUCUAUGCCCAAAAGGGUUAUUUAGAGGAACUGGUGCGCUUAAGGGAGUCCCAGCUGAAAAAUGUUGAAACUGAGAACAAGAGGCUUGAUGCUAAACUAGAGGAAUUGCAAAACCAGAGCCAACAAGAGAAGAAGGAACUCGAGGACAUCAUACUGGAGCUGCAAGCACAACUCACUGGCAUCAUUCCUUGUGAAUCGUCUCAUUUGGUUAAAGGCCUUUCUAUUCCACUCAUCAACCAAUGUAGAAUUUCACAAGCUCCCAACAACCGAGGAAACGUAAAGCUGUUCCGCCGGAGAAGCUUUCACAGUUUGGACUUCUCGGCUGAUGUAAGUUUGAACUCUGAUUCUCAAAAGGAAGAUGGCAAUCAGAAUGGAGACACAGCCUGGUCAGCAGCUAAAGACAACACACCCUCUAUGUUGGGACUGUGUGGUUCUUUGGCCUCUCUGCCCAGCUGUAAGUCUCUGGCAAGUCUCAAAUCCAAUGAGUAUUUGGUCAACAUCAGCACAGAGCCAAGUCCUGCCCUCUCCCCCAGCUAG
This is a messenger RNA of Paramisgurnus dabryanus, 1355 nucleotides long. RefSeq names its product RUN domain containing 3Aa (gene rundc3aa). NCBI's taxonomy places the organism in Eukaryota, Metazoa, Chordata, Actinopteri, Cypriniformes, Cobitidae. The record is from RefSeq and is a predicted model, not a curated record.